GACACUGGUCAGCAGCCUGUACCGUCUGCCAGGCAGGACUCCCAGGACAGGUCUGACAGUCAGCCCGGUAGCAGUUCCACUCAACUCCCCUUCCCUAUUCCAAGCACGGGGACGCGCACCACACUGGAGAAGGGAACGCUGCGAUAGUUUUCACCUACUUGCCCUCUUACCGCAAUCUGCCUUGUCCUUUCCCCGCGGGCUGUAGAGUCCGGCAGGCGGCGGCUUAUACCCGAUCCUUACAUGGAAGGAGGCGGCAGGGACACCGAUCAUUCCCCAAUCCUAGAACCAACAAAAGGCUCCAAAAAGUCUCCUCCAGAAUCCUCGAAACAUCUUCUGAUCCUUGUAAUUGGUCUAGUGGCUGUACCAUUAGUUAUAGUGAUUAUACGGAUUGCUGUAACUGCUGUUCGGCCCAGGACAGGUAACCAACAAUGCUCACACUCUGAUACAAGGGAGGAUUUGAAAGCCCCAAAGCAUUCCACUCAAGCAGUUACACAGGAAACCUCCAAAGUGAAGCCUCCACCAUGUGAGGAUGACUGGAUCUGGAGCAGGGGGAAAUGUUACUAUUUCUCUGACAUGCGUGAUACAUGGACCAACAGCCGGAAAUUCUGCAAUGAAGAAAAUGCGUACCUGGCACUUAUUGAUAACGAGGUUGAACUGAAAUUAUUAAACAAAUAUAAGGGAGAAGGCGGAUCCUGGAUUGGACUAAGUUGGGAUGAUGAUGAGAAUGCCUGGACCUGGACUAAUGGGACAGUAUACACUGAGCAGCUAUUUUCCAUCACGAGUAUUUCGAACAACUCUGACAAAUCCGAAUGCGUUUUCCUGAGUUGGGAAGGCGUCAGAUCUCAGAACGGAGAAUAUGAAAACAAAUGGAUUUGUGCAAAACCUAGUGCGGUUUAGCAUGACAAAACGUUCUCCAUCACGAGUAUGUUGGACAAAUCUGGUGAAUCCUAACGUGUGUUCCUGAGUCUUGAGAGUGUCAAGUGUCCGAUACUGCAGUAGAAUAUGAAAACAAAUGGAAUUGUGCAAAACCAAGUUUUGCUUGUCAUGGAAAAACGUGAGAAGAACGGGAUUAACUCUUGAAGCAGAUACAGUCGAUUCGCAGUGCAGAUGGGAGUGGCUUAAUAUGUCAACAUGGUUGUCGUCAUGCUUGCCAUUCAUCAUAUCGACACUGAUUAGGUGUCGACACGAUUAGAAUGUUGACAAAAUGUUCCUGGUGGUUUAGAGGUGACACAGUAGUUACGGUGGGUCCAGCAACUACAAAGGUGUCUUUCAGGUCUGGCGGUAAUGACAUGUUGAUAUGAGGCGCGUCUGGUAAUGAGGGCCUAACCCUGCCCGCUCGCCCCGUAGCCUAACGCUAACCCUCUUGUUCGUGUAGAAUGCAACAUUUCACAUUAAUAUUUGCAAAACCGAAUGAAUUAUAUUUUCACCGGCCAAUAGUACUUACCAACCUGGUAUUUCUAUCACUGUUGAUAACUCAACAAUCAACCCUACCCCACAAGCUCGAUGGCUAGGUGUCAUCGUUGACUCUGAUCUGUCCUUUGUUCCCCACAUUCAGUCUGUCUCUAAAUCAUGUUACAUGCAUCUAGAAAACAUAUUCAAAAUACAACCAUACCUUACUGGUCUUACCAAGAACAGAUUCUUUCCACUACAAUCCAUUCUGAAUGCAGCUGCAAGGCUAAGCUUCCUCGCUAAACAUUCAUCGUCUGCUGAUCCACUCUGUCAGUCUCUCCAUUGGUUACCCUUUUUCUCAGUAUGGGCAAAAAGGCAAUAUCCAUUCACUAUAAGCUUUUACAUACUCUUAUAGUCCUACAAUGGUGCUUGAAAGUUUGUGAACCGUUCAGAACUGUCUAUAUUUCUGCUGAAAUUUGACCUAAAACUACCACAGAUUUAAAGUCCUAAUGGUAGAUAAAGAGAACCAAAUCGAACAAAUGAUACAAAAAAAUUAGACAUGCUCAUUUUCUGCAGCGGGGUACACUGUGUUCCACAGGGAAACAUUGGGGUGUAGAGU
Pseudophryne corroboree (corroboree frog) is the source of this 2008-nucleotide messenger RNA. RefSeq names its product C-type lectin domain family 2 member A-like. The record is from RefSeq and is a predicted model, not a curated record. The transcript is spliced from 8 exons. Lineage: Eukaryota; Metazoa; Chordata; Amphibia; Anura; Myobatrachidae. Bases 241 to 897 code for a protein of 218 amino acids.